Centruroides sculpturatus (bark scorpion) is the source of this 1175-nucleotide messenger RNA. RefSeq names its product ataxin-2 homolog. The transcript is spliced from 4 exons. Gene Ontology annotation, molecular function: RNA binding. The record is from RefSeq and is a predicted model, not a curated record. NCBI's taxonomy places the organism in Eukaryota, Metazoa, Arthropoda, Arachnida, Scorpiones, Buthidae. Gene Ontology annotation, cellular component: cytoplasmic stress granule. Bases 319 to 738 code for a protein of 139 amino acids. Gene Ontology annotation, biological process: cytoplasmic stress granule assembly.
CAUAAGGCUUUCAGCUAAGCCUAACAAUUAUUGAAUUAAAUGGGAAGUUAUAGAUAAUGCUAUCGAUUUCAUAAAUUUAUUUUGUUUUCUGGAAAGUAUAAAUAAAUAAAUAAUAAGUUUUAUAUAAAAGAAAUUUUAUUUAGAAGUGUUGAAUAGAUUUAUUAUUAUUAUUUUUUUUCUUGUUUGUUACUAUAAUUGGAAAUAAUUUAAGAAAAUCGUUAAGUUUUUAAUACUGUUUAUUCUGUCUUCUGUCAUAUUAUUAUUGCCAUUAAUUAUUCCAAUAUUAGCGUAUUUAACAAUAUAUAUAUAUAAAAAAAUAUGAUGCCUUUAAAUAACAACAAAAGAAAAGGAAGAAUUAGCAAUGUCAAUAAACCAGGAAGACCUAAAGUUCUUCAAGAAAAAAAUUCUUCUCUUGAAGGAAUAUAUGGAAAUGCACGGUUUAUGCAUACUGCUGCAUCAUUGGUGGGAAGUAUCGUUAAUGUGCGGGUGAAAAAUGGAAAUAUAUAUGAAGGAGUAUUUCGUACAUUUUCACAAGAGAUGGAUGUUGUAUUAGAGAUGGCUCGUUUAAUUGAUAACAAUCAGGCAGCAUCUUGUUUAUUCAAUGGAACCAUCUUACCUUUGAUGACUGAAGAUCUGAUCACAGAAAAACUCAUUUUUAAACUUCAUGACAUUGUUAUGUUAAGUGCAAUAAAUAUUGAUCUUGAUUAUGCAACUAAAGGUAAGGUAUAUUUUAUAUAAUUGAAAUAAAGAUUCAUUAAAUAAGUAUUAAAUGAAAAAGUAGUCAUCAAAUAUUUAUGAAAAGAAUAGUAAUGUGACUUUUGUAAUUAUAGUAGAAGAAAAUGCUACAAAGAUUUAUCAGAUUUCAAUAGAAAUAACAACAGUUUUAUCUAAUUAAUUUGAUUUUUACUGUGUGUAUUUUAGUCUCCUUUGGUGAACUUUUUGUGGCUUAUAUAAAGAGAUUUUUUAGGAGUUACUUUAUGCUCAGUUAAUAUAAAGGAUAGAGACUAAAAUCUUUGUAGUUGUCCGCUAAUGAUAACUUUUCCUGUGAAUCUCUGACCAAUAGCAUUUUUGUAAACUAUUAGUAAACUUGAUGAUAUAGUUUGUGUGUGUAUCCUUGUCCACUUAGAUCUUGUUUAUUAAUAGGACUUUUUAUACUGGUGUAGUUUCUGAUUAGC